AUGGGCAGCCAAUUUGCAGAACUGACAGUGGGUGUCUUUGGGCGCAUUAUGGGGGGCGGCGGCUGGUCGACCAUCCGAAAGGUUGGUGGCAACUUCGGGGUGAAGGCUGACUGGCUCGAAGAGCACUUCCACAUGAGCCGAACCGCCGGUAAAGUCUUCGCAUCGGAGACUGCGAUGAAGGAGUACGAAUCACAGAUGAGAGUGAAGCGUGGAAAGAAGUCCUGGACCGGCGGCUUGCGCAUCAAGCGCGAGAAGCACAAGAAGAAGAUGCAGCAGAUCAAGGAGAGAUUCGUCAAUCCAAGGGAUUGGAACAAGAGGACCAGGAUGCCAACGUACAGAGACAUCAAGCGUGGCAUUGCCAAGCCACUCGAAGACUACCUGGGCAAGACCCAUUUGUAG
Symbiodinium pilosum is the source of this 399-nucleotide messenger RNA. NCBI's taxonomy places the organism in Eukaryota, Dinophyceae, Suessiales, Symbiodiniaceae. The record is from the annotation of a GenBank genome assembly.